UUAAGCCAGCCCUUGGCUAGGAACUGAGAUGGAGAUGAAGACCUAAUCAACUAUAAAUUGAGGGAGGAGUCGUACACACACAUAUAUAUAUAUAUAUAUAUAUGCUGAUGAUAGAAUAUAAUGGAGGAAAUGUACGGAGUGAGGUGGUGUUUUAGCAGUGACGACGAUUAUUAUUAUGGUGCAGUAAGUAGUAGUUGUUGUGCAGAGAUGGCGGGAUUUCUCUCCGCCGGAUCAUCGGAGUAUGUUGCAGAAUUGGGGGGCCGGGGUUCAUCUCCGCCGCCUGAGGUGGGAGGCCGCAGGUGGUGCAGCAGUAAUACUACGAAUUUGGGAGUAGUAGUAGUCCAUCAAGAGGAAGCUCAUCAUCAACAACCACUACCACUGACGACGGUGACAUCAGCUGCGGCUACUACUACUACCGCCACUGCGACUAAUAAUAGUAAUAGCAGCUUAAAACACAAAAUCUCUUCUCACCCUCUUUACCCUAAGCUCCUCCAAGCUUACAUCGAUUUCUACAAGGUUGGAGCCCCAGCUGAAGCUGAAGAGAUGGAUGGUAUUCUCAAUGAAAAUGAUGAUACUAGGGGAACAACAAGUUUCUCCUCCGAUCCCGAGCUGGAUGAGUUCAUGGAAACUUAUUGUGACGUAUUACUGAAAUACAAGUCUUGUGUUGAAAGGCCAUUCGUUGAAGCAAAUGAGUUCAUCAGCAAUAUGCAAACUCAACUCCACAACCUUUGCAGCGCUACAACCCACAACAUCAUCUCAGGCGUGGCUGAUAAGAUGACAAUAUCAUCAUCAGCAGCAGCAGCAGCAAGUAGUAUUGGGGAUCACGAAAUUAAGGAGAGACUAAUGCGGGAAUAUGGAGAAUAUAUGAGUUCCCUAAAGCAAGAAUUUUCGCAGAGGAAGAAGAAUGGAAAGCUCUCUCAGCAUGCAAGACAGGCAUUGCUGGAUUGGUGGUCUGCUCAUUACAAUUGGCCUUACCCAACGGAAGCAGAGAAGGUUGUUUUGGCAGCAUCAACAGGAUUGGAUAGAAAACAAAUUAACAACUGGUUCAUCAACCAAAGGAAACGCCACUGGAAGCCUUCAAAAAAUAUGCACUUUAACUUGCUCUUCUAGCUACUACACCCGACCUUCUAAAUGAAAACGUAUUUUUAUCACAUGAUGAUAUGUUGUUAUCCAAAAAUAAGAAACAAGUUAAGAGGAUUGUAAUAAACUUUGUAUGAAAAAUGAUUUAAUUUGUUAAGAAUAGGAUGCUAAUAAACUCAAUUAUAUAUUUAUAUCACAAUGAAGUGUUACACACUGCAUGCUAA
Ipomoea triloba (trilobed morning glory) is the source of this 1304-nucleotide messenger RNA. RefSeq names its product homeobox protein knotted-1-like 2. Gene Ontology annotation, molecular function: DNA binding; DNA-binding transcription factor activity, RNA polymerase II-specific. Gene Ontology annotation, cellular component: nucleus. Gene Ontology annotation, biological process: regulation of DNA-templated transcription. The transcript has 5 exons. Bases 121 to 1110 code for a protein of 329 amino acids. The record is from RefSeq and is a predicted model, not a curated record. Lineage: Eukaryota; Viridiplantae; Streptophyta; Magnoliopsida; Solanales; Convolvulaceae.